Sinocyclocheilus grahami is the source of this 3616-nucleotide messenger RNA. Its product is annotated as rho guanine nucleotide exchange factor 25-like. Gene Ontology annotation, cellular component: extrinsic component of membrane; cytoplasm. Bases 1 to 1548 code for a protein of 515 amino acids. Gene Ontology annotation, molecular function: guanyl-nucleotide exchange factor activity. The transcript has 14 exons. NCBI's taxonomy places the organism in Eukaryota, Metazoa, Chordata, Actinopteri, Cypriniformes, Cyprinidae. Gene Ontology annotation, biological process: axon guidance. The record is from RefSeq and is a predicted model, not a curated record.
AUGAGGAUUACCCAGUGCACCAGCCUACAGGCUGAUGACAUUUGCUUUGCCUUGAUGGAUGACAACUCCAGCCAAUCAUCAGCCACCAUAGACAGCGAAGAAGAUCAGAAGAGUGCCUUAGAAAAAAGCAUGUAUGUUCUGAAAGAGUUGAUAGAGACAGAAAAGCUGUAUGUAGCUGAUCUAGGACUUAUUGUGGAGGGCUACAUGGCCACUAUGAAUGCAAAAGGAGUUCCAGAAGAUAUGAAGGGAAAAGACAAAAUAGUAUUCGGGAAUAUUCAUCAGAUCUACGACUGGCAUAGAGAUUAUUUCCUGGGUGAGCUGGAGAAAUGUGUGGCUGAACCUGAACGACUGGCCCAACUUUUUAUCAAACAUGAAAGGCGGCUUCACAUGUAUGUGGUAUAUUGCCAGAACAAACCUAAGUCUGAGCACAUCGUGUCAGAAUACAUCGAGACCUACUUUGAGGAACUGAAACAGCAGCUGGGUCACAGGCUGCAGCUGAAUGACCUGCUCAUCAAACCUGUGCAGAGGAUCAUGAAGUACCAGCUGCUUCUGAAGGAUUUCCUCAAGUACUACACAAAGGCUGGGGUGGACAUUGAAGAGCUGGAGAAAGCAGUGGAGGUGAUGUGUUUUGUUCCGAAGCGCUGCAAUGACAUGAUGAACGUGGGUCGGCUGCAAGGCUUUGAGGGCAAGAUCACGGCACAAGGAAAACUUCUCCAACAAGACACGUUCUCAGUCACAGAACAGGACAGCAGCAUUCUUUCCCGUGCUAAAGAGAGACGGGUCUUCCUGUUUGAACAGCUUGUCAUCUUCAGUGAGCCAAUAGACAGGAAAAAAGGAUUCUCUCUACCUGGAUAUAUUUUUAAGAACAGUAUUAAGAUAAGUUGUCUGGGUGUGGAGGUGUGUGUAGAUGGUGACCCGAAUCAGUUUGCCCUGAUGUCUCGGGGAGCUGAUGGCAGCACGGUGCGUUUUGUCUUGCACUCUUCAUCGCAGGACAUCUGCAAGUCUUGGGUCAGCGACGUGAGCCAAAUACUGGAGACCCAACGCAAUUUCCUAAAUGCCCUGCAGUCACCCAUAGAGUACCAGAGAAGGGAGAGCAAGAGCAACAGUUUGGGCCGUAGCAUGAAGCCUCCUCUGGCAGCAGUUGCUGGUCUGAGGCCCCACUCCUCAGCAUCUAUCGACCGACACAAACUGCCCUGCCUGCGCUCCUGUAACACAUCUUUGCCCUCUCUCUACCUGCCCAGCCAGGUCCCCACUGAUGACCACUCACAGCCAGAGUCAACACAGCGCUGUCCAGUGGACUCCAGACUGAAUUCCCAGACGGUGUCUCCAACUCAUGUGCAGCUGGCCUUCUCUGAAGAACCGUCAUUCUCCCAGGCACCUCUAAACUGCCAGGCAGUUUCCAACGGGCUUUGUUCCUCUAGCACACAAGCCUCACAGAGCUCAGGAGAGGGAACCAGACCCAGAGAGGGAUGCAUGGCUGUUCCUAGUCCCUUCUCCACUCUUCAGCGCUCCAGUAACUUGGCCCAGCUUGAUGAGGAUGACCUGUGAAUGGGAAUGACCCUGAAUCUGAUGUUUGCACCAGAGCAUGCCACAGUCUGGACUUUAUUCACGUCUGUUGUGGUAUUCUUCAAUUCUUCGCAAAUUACCUAGUGACUUUUUAAAUUGUUUUAUAUAAUUUCUCUUUUUUUUGUUGUUGUUGUCUUUUAAAGUUGUGUUUUAUUCAAAGGAGAAUUAACCAUUCCUAUAUUGGGAGGUCACUGGAGCAGGAACCAGAGUAAACCUUUAUUUGAGGGUGUGAGGAUACGAUUGGAUACAUGUGUGUGUGCGUGCAUGUAUGUAUGAAUGUGUAUUUGUGUGCUAAAUUCUGAUGGCUUCAUCCUUGCAAACAUGCUGAACGUUUUCCAUCAGAUGCAUUUUGCAGAGAACAUACUGUAUUAUUAUAAACAUAUGAGGGUCCUUAGUGGGCUCGUGCUGGAUUUUAAAGUUUUCGCACUAUUGGUGCCUCUUUACAAAAGCUGUCUUUCUAUCUCCCGUCUAUAUUGAAUGCUCUUGUGGGCUGCGUAAACUCUUAUGACGGAGCUAAGGGGAAACAGACUCUAAAUGCAGCUAAUUUAUAUGUACCGUAUAGAAGAAUGAUCUGUGCAUGAAGACACGGACGCUUGACUUUCUCUUCACCAACUGGGUGUUUGAAUUCUCGAAGAUCAGUCAACUCUGUUGUCAUGGACAAUGAGUGAUGCUGCUUGCGGAGCUUCGUGUUCAGACUUUACAACUACAGGUGGACAUAAGAGAUCACACACAAUGAGCAUCUGCCUUGUUGAGCAGGAGGACUUGCUCAAGGGAAGGACUGAAAGAUGGACCACAGUUGUUACGGCAGAAGAACAUGCAGUAUAAAAGUAGUUAUCUGUGGUUAAAUGACUCUUUUUUAGCUUUUGCCACCCCUUCUCGUGUAAUGCACACCGCCUGGAUUACUCUGCAGGUCUUGUCAUGCAAAUUAAGGUUUCUGGAUUAUUAGAUGAUGAUGAUAAUAAUACUACUACUACUACUAAUAAUAAUUAUUAUUUAAAGUUAAUGAAGGCCAAAGGUAAAAUGUUAUAUCAUUAUGUGCCAAAAGCAGGUGCCAGUACCCUUUACACAAAUGAAUUAAAUAUUAAGCCUAAAAUGUAAUUCAGUUCAUUUAUAGACCACUUGAAAACAAGCUAAAACACUUGUUUAAGUUUGGGGGAAAUGUUCUCAUGAAAAUGAGGGAAAAGACUAAAGAUGUCAGAUUUUAUUUUCCAAAAUUUUCAAGACAUUUUUGGUUAUUGUGUUUUGUUUAGUUGUUUUAUUGUCCUUUUUAAAGCAAAGUAUUUAUUAAUGGCAAACCAAAUCAUUAGUUAUAAAGAGGACUGACAUUGUUAAUCGAGUGUGAAACAUACAGUUUGUCAUAAAAUGUUAGAUGUCUCACCAAAGAAGGGAUGGUAUGUGUUUGGUAUUUAAUGUUAAAGCAUGAAAAAGCACUUUCACUCCGUUUAGCUCAUUGCACAUUCUUUCCAACAGAGGGUGCCACUUCAGCGCUGUGUACACAACCAAUCGGUCUUUUCCACAGAUCAGUUUAAAACUUCAAAUGCAAAACUCUGUACCAAAGCUCAUAUGCUUUACUGUCAGCAUGUUUCAGAUGCAUUCGCAUAAAUAUCCUUAAAAUGAUUGUAACAAUCUUCUCUUGCCUUGAUGUAAUAUUCAAAUAUGCAGAAAUCGAAUAAUUUGACAUAGCCCUGUAUAAACUGAAAGCUUUCCUGUACUGCCUUUCCACAAACGUGGAUUUGAAUCUUACAUUGUUGCAUGCUAUUUUGAAGAACACCUCUAAAUGAUGAAGGAAAUGAUGUAGAGAAAGAAUUGGACAUGAAUUAUGUCACAUGUGACAACCCCUGUAAUUGUAUUAUAUCAAAUUAAACUGGUUCCUUUUGGAACACAAGAGUGUUUUGGAACACACAAUGUUUCAUUUUCUACUGUAUUCAUGGAAGUUUUCUGUGUGGUGUCAUUGAGGAUGUGUAUUCGUGGUACAGGGGAGACUGGGGCUAGUUGUCAUGCUUACAUAUUUUUCAGAGUAUAGGAUUAUUUCGGAAAGUCAGUUUCUGUA